This is a messenger RNA of Anisakis simplex (herring worm), 219 nucleotides long. The record is from the annotation of a GenBank genome assembly. NCBI's taxonomy places the organism in Eukaryota, Metazoa, Nematoda, Chromadorea, Rhabditida, Anisakidae.
AAAAAUACAUCGAAUCAACAAGUCGAGAAAGAAGGUGAAGUGGGUGGUAUGGGUCGCUCUUAUUGCUGCGGUGGUUAUUAUGACUACGGAUCUGGCACGUACGGCGGAUAUGGCCGCGGAUGGAGUGGAUAUAUGUACAACUACGGUGGUGGCGAGAAUAACAACUACGGCGGUACCAAUAAUAUUGGAAGCAUAAACACUGAGAACAUAAGUGCAUGA